AUGGCGCCUUUCACUGCUCGUGGUGGUCGUGGUGGCCCUGGUGGUGGCCGAGGAGGUGGUGCUCCUCGUGGAGGCCGUGGAGGCUUCAGCGGCCGCGGCUCUGCUAACGGUGUUCGUGGACGAGGUGGUGGCCGAGGAGGCUUUGGUGAUCGUGGCGGCCGUGGUGGCCGUGGCGGCCCUGCCCGUGGAGGACGAGGAGGCCGUGGUGGUGCCCGCGGUGGUCCUGGUGGCAUGAAGGGCGGUGCCAAGGUCGUCAUUGAGCCUCACCGUCACGCCGGUGUCUUCGUCGUUCGUGGUGGCAAGGAAGACGGCAUAGCGACCCGUAACCUCACACCUGGCGAGUCUGUCUACGGCGAGAAGCGCAUCAGCGUUGACGAGCCCGUCGAGAACGACGACGGAACCACUACCACCACCAAGGUCGAGUACCGCCUUUGGAACCCCUUCCGAAGCAAGCUUUGCGCCGCCAUUGCCGGUGGUGCUGACGACAUCUACAUUCGUCCUGGUUCUCGUGUUCUCUACAUCGGUGCUGCCUCUGGUACCUCCGUCUCUCACGUUGCCGACCUUGUUGGCCCUACUGGUUUCGUCUACGCCGUCGAGUUCUCCAACCGCUCUGGCCGUGAUCUGAUUGCCAUGGCUGCCAAGCGACCCAACGUUGUCCCCAUUGUCGAGGAUGCCCGUCAGCCCGUCCGUUACCGCAUGGUCGUCCCCAUGGUCGAUGUCAUCUUCGCCGACGUUGCCCAGCCCGACCAGGCCCGUAUUGUUGCCAUGAACGCCAACUGGUUCCUCAAGCAGGGUGGUGGUGUCUUGAUCUCCAUCAAGGCCAACUGUAUCGACAGCACAGCCCCCGCCGCCGAGGUUUUCGCCAGCGAAGUCCAGAAGAUGCGCGCCGAAUCUAUCAAGCCCAAGUUCCAGCUCACCUUAGAACCCUUUGAGCGUGAUCACUGUCUGGUUGCCGGUAUCUACACACGCGGCGAAUAA
Messenger RNA from Trichoderma gamsii, 978 nucleotides. RefSeq lists its product as hypothetical. Gene Ontology annotation, molecular function: rRNA methyltransferase activity; histone H2AQ104 methyltransferase activity; RNA binding. The coding region runs from base 1 to 978 and encodes 325 amino acids. Gene Ontology annotation, biological process: box C/D sno(s)RNA 3'-end processing; rRNA methylation. Gene Ontology annotation, cellular component: box C/D methylation guide snoRNP complex; nucleolus; small-subunit processome. Lineage: Eukaryota; Fungi; Ascomycota; Sordariomycetes; Hypocreales; Hypocreaceae. The record is from RefSeq and is a predicted model, not a curated record. The transcript is spliced from 4 exons.